AUCGAUGUGUGUCGUCCGAAGAAUCGCUGUCACAGUAUACGCAAAAAGAGCUAUCAUGCUUUUUCUUUUCGCUGUGGGGAAAGUCCCCGGAGAUAUAGAGUUAUCACCCUCGUUCGAUACGCAAAGCGCCCAGCUUUAAGCACGCUGUGGGGGACGAGGGGGGUAGGACGAGGAUGAUCUACUUGGGUUCUGUUUAUACUGCAUAUGUUCAGAAAUGGAUCCAGGUUCCUCCUCGUCUUCUCUAUUGCCUACUGUAGACGGCUAACUCGACUUAAGUCGCGGUUGUGCGAAGAUAUGAGCAUUGCCGCGUUCGGGUCAUCUGUCUUACACUAGGUGCUUCGUUGCUCAUAGACAUAGUUAUGCGAUUGUAGACCCACCCGUGGGUGGAUCAUCAACUUAAUGGGGCUUACUCUCUUUCGACACGAUUUUUCUUUACUUGCUUCUAUUUUUUGCUUGAACAUUUCGUGUUCAUCAUUUGGUUGAUCGGGACACCAAGGAAUGACGGUGAGUACACGAAAGCUCUGUUCUUUUCUUCAUGAUGCUUGAAACUUGGUUUUGAAUUUCUUCAUGGUGUAUACCUCUUUCGAAUUAUGGAUCGAGGGCGUGCUCCAGAAUUUGACAUACUGAUAUUUUGUACCCGUCCCCGGGUUCUUAUUUGCGAUGUUGACUUUUCUUGAACAGGAUCGUUGCCUAGAUUGACGUUUUGCAUAAUGUUUGAAUCUUCUUUUGAAACAUUCGAAGACGAGAUUGGAGGUGGUGGAGUCUCGCUUCUAUAUGUCGAUGAGCAGUUCGAGUGUCAGGCAAACCAUUCUUUUGUUACCUUUGCGACGGCUGAAAUGUUUCAACUCAUUGUAGUUGACUGUUCAUUCCAGUUGGCGCUAAGCGGCUUGGAUGCAGCACUGGACUAUGGCUGGUGUUAUUUACAUCUGAUGUAUGUAAAGGAGCAACUGGAUCGACAGAAACAUCAGGUUUAGCUCAACCACACAACCAUUUGCGCUCACCAUCGAAUUCACAACAGUAGACACGCAGUGCCAACAAUAAUGCCAGGCAGUUUAAUUUGUUGACUGAACUGUGAAACUUAUUUUGGCCGCCAAAUCACGGAAUUAACUGGGAACUUCUAUGUACUAAAACUAAGAACAGAGACUACCGAGUUUGUAUAUCAGCAUGUUCGUGUCGAGAAAGUGAUGUAUGAUACCAUCUCUGCUGGUUGUUCCACGCCCAUCGCAACUCGAAUGUAAUCUGUGGAAAAUUAGAGGGAAAACAAGUUACUUUUCCAGUGGGCAGCUCAAUAGCGACCACGACCAUGGCGCACUGCCCACUCACUGUUUCAUGGUGCUUAUAGUUCCACCACGGCUGCUAACUCGGAGUGAUGAUGUCCACUGUCAUUGUGGAAUGAUCCGUGCUUGCCUUCGAACUGGUAGAGAUACUGAAAUGGGCCUUGGUCACCGCUUAGCGUAUUAUCCUCCAGGUUCUAUUACCGUGCCAGCACAAAUGGACCGCAUCUGUAGAAGUUACCGUACUGUCCACCCACUACCUCAUGAGUCGAGCGCUUGACUUGCCAAGUUUUCAUAGAACGUGCGACCUACUCAUGCACCGAUGUCAGCGGAAGUAAGACUGCGGUAAUUUGUCUCGCACCGCCGAAGUUCCUCGAGGACAACACGCAACUUCAUGACUGUAGCGAGCCAGGGUCAUCCUGAUGUGGUUCCGGGCUUGUCGGAGCUCAUCAAAACAUUGUCUACUUAUAAGUAUCAGUCUGAGCGUUGGUUUGGUCAAUGGGAUGUGACGGAAAUAUGCUGGGUUACUGGCGGGACCAUCGGGAUCACUAUCCGUCAGUGUUUCCAGUCAGCAUUUGCAUUUGGUUCUCUUUUCGUUCUAGUCACAAAGAUGACGAGGACUGAUAAAAUCGA
This is a messenger RNA of Serpula lacrymans var. lacrymans S7.9, 1907 nucleotides long. RefSeq lists its product as uncharacterized. The transcript is spliced from 4 exons. Bases 1189 to 1554 code for a protein of 121 amino acids. NCBI's taxonomy places the organism in Eukaryota, Fungi, Basidiomycota, Agaricomycetes, Boletales, Serpulaceae. The record is from RefSeq and is a predicted model, not a curated record.